UMAUCAGUUUUUUCAAUUUAUUCAGAUCGUUACAUUAUAUUUUUCCCUUAAAUUUGAGUUUUCUGCGGGCUCUCACCAAGCUACUGUGAAUGUCGUUUCUACCUCAUUAUACCAUGGAUAGUUGACAUGAUGUAUGACAUCAAUGAUUCAUAACGGCAUGCAUCAUGUACUCAUUGAAAUGAGAUCGCGUGACUCAUACACAUCUAUAUGAACUAUUGAAGUUGGCGUUACCUUAAUAUUACUGGCAUCAUCUAAGUAAGAUCCACGAGUUAAGGUAAUAAAAAGUCGCCAAUGGGUUCAAGUUGCUGCAAGCAUGAAUCCAAAACGAGAGGAGCUGUAACUACAGUAAGUGUCAUUAAGAGACGCGAGGAGGGCGUCACUUCAAACGAUACCGCACCAGCAAGGGACGAGCAUCAACUUCGUGAUGACGUCAUUCAACCUGAAAUCAACCGUACCGAGGUUAAUUCUUACGAUAAGCCAGUGACCCUGCCAAAAAUGCCAACAGGGGUUGAAAAUGACGCUAGUAAACUACCAGGUACCGUGAACACUACUACUAAUGAAUCUGAUAACAGUGAUGAUGAGAUCAGUGAUGGAGGSGGUAACACUGACAAUGAAACUGACAGCAGCAGUAGCAGCGAUGACGUUGAAAGUCUCCCUGUGUCAGGUGACGAGGAAGAGGAAGAAGAAGAGCAGCCCGCACUCAUGACGAAAAUUGAGGCUUACACAUCAUCAGACGAGAGGAUUGCUUUAGCGUGCAAAGGGAGGUUCGACUUUGAGAUUCCAGAAAAUGUCAAAAUUGUCAGGAUUUUUACUAGUUCUACAUUCACAGACACGUCAGUUGAACGRAACACUCUUAUGGUCAAAGUAUACCCUCGUAUCAAGAAGUUCUGCCAGGAGAGAGGUUACGAGUUCCAAGUUGUAGACAUGAGGUGGGGAGUACGAGACGAGUCCACCGAUGACCAUCUCACUUCAGAGUUAUGUAUGAGAGAGUUGCACGCAUGUCAAAGACUGUCUACUGGACCGAACUUUAUUACUUUUCUGGGUCAGAAGUAUGGCUAUCGCCCGUUUCCACCAAAGAUUCCUGCCCAAGAAUUCCAGAAAUUAUUUGACGCGGUCACCAACACCGAUGAUCGAGAGCUAUUGCAAAGAUGGUUCAAAGAGGAUAAAAAUGCAAUUCCCGCGGAAUACCUUCUCCAACCAAUCACACACAUUCUUCCUGAUUAUCGAAACUAUGACAACCCUGAAUUACGUAAGAAAGCGUCUGGAGAAUGGUGGACAGCAUUUGAAAGAAUGCAAGUUGUAUUUAGGAAUGCUGCGGCAAAAGCUCUGGAUAAGAAGUCACGACUAAAAUAUUUCAUGUCAGUAACUGAAGACGAAGUUCGACGUGGUAUUAUUACCGCAAGCUCACCUGAAGACCAUUGCUUUUGGUUCAAGCGAGUGAUCACGAAUCUAAACGAUAAUACUCAAAGCCAGAGAGCAGGCAGUUACAUCGACAAGCCAUGGGGAGGUGAUCAAGGAGCUAUCGACAACGAAGCGCAAACGCUGUUGGAAUCACUGCGAGAACAAGAUCUACCCAAUGUUUUGCCAUCAAAGAACAUCAGACAAUAUGAAGUGCAAUGGUCACCCAAUGGUAUCGAUCCUGACAGCUCCCCAGAUCAUGCGCAGUACAUUGAUGAUCUAUGUAAAACAUUCUAUGAUACUCUGACCGGAAUGAUUGACAGAGCAAUAGGUCAAAGGCGGGAAGUUGAAAUCAGAGAUAACUUGAUUGAAGAAAUWACUGGACACUUAUCUUUCUGUCUAAAGAAAUGUCAGUCUUUUCAUGGCAGGGAGGAGUUUCUCGAAGAGAUGAAGAAAAUCCUAAAGGAAAACCACACUCUAGUGAUUCACGGGGAGUCGGGAUGUGGAAAGACAUCCAUCAUGGCCAAAGCAUGCACAUUGGUACGGAGCUGGMUAGACGAAGAAGACUGCAUUGUGGUCACAAGGUUCAUUGGAACCUCUCCUGAUUCAUCAAGCAUCAGGCCCCURCUGCGAAGCAUUUGCACUCAACUUUGUAGGGUUUGUGAAGAAGACACGAACGUGGUACCGCAGGAUAUGAAAGCACUGAUAGAAUACUUCCCYGAAUGUCUGGAAAACGCAGCAAGCAGUUCACGACCAGUGGUUAUCGUACUCGACUCUCUUGAUCAGCUUUCACCUGAUGACGGUGCUCGUCAAAUGGGCUGGCUUCCAAAGGAAUUACCAGAUGACGUUUAUCUCGUCAUGUCGACAUUACCUGGCGACGAGUACGAAUGCUUUCCUAGGAUAAAGGCACUGACCAGUAUACCCAGUUACUGCAUCAAGUCAGUCCCGCAAAUUCCUUUGAGAGAAGCCGAUGUUAUUUUGAAAAGCUGGCUACAGUCAACCUCGAGAACGCUGACUCAGGGCCAGUCACAACUUGUUUUGGACGCUUUCGAUAAAUGCCAAAUCCCACUAUACCUGAAACUUGCAUUCGAUGAAGCUUGUAGAUGGAAAUCGUACAGUGAUUCAAGCCAAACUGUGCUGGCCUCUUCUGUUAAAAGUAUAAUCAAUGCAUUGUUUGAUCGAGUAGAAAGAGUCCAUGGAAAACUUCUCGUAGGCCAUGCACUAGGAUACAUCACCGCAUCCAAGAACGGCCUUACAGAAGCUGAGCUUGAAGACCUACUAUCUCUUGAUGAUGAGGUGCUCAAYGAUGUAUAYCAGUACUGGACUCCACCUCUUCGAAGGCUUCCACCAUUGUUAUGGAUACGAAUACGAAGUGACAUCAACGACUACCUCAUCGAUCGCGGUGCAGACGGUACAAGGGUCAUCUACUGGUAUCAUCGACAGUUUAUCGAAGUAGCAAGAGAGAGGUAUUUGGCUGGAGAACAAGCAACCAAGAUUCAUGCCAACCUAAGUGAGUACUUUUUGGGCACGUGGUCUCAGGGAAAGAAGAAGCCGUACGUAAACAAGAAAGGCGAAAGUCUGGAGGAUGAUCGUCUCGUCUCUGAGAUGCCGUUAAUGUUUGACAACACAGAACCAAACCCAGUGUUCAACUUACGCAUGCUGAGCGAGUUACCUUAUCACCUUACUUGUUCCAAUCAGCAAUCUAUUCUCAAAGAAAGAGCKCUGUUUAACUUUGAUUUUCUUGUGACUAAGAUGAGAGCUGCUUCACUAGAUGCUGUUCUUGAUGAUUUUACUGCUGCCCUUGCUAYGUUUGAAGAUGCAGACCUUGACGUACUCGAAAAAACUCUGCGUUUGUCAGCCGUUGCUUUGACUACAGAUCCUAGGCAGUUGGCAACGCAGCUAAUAGGUCGUCUCCUAGAUUUCUCCAAAAAGCACCCAGAAUACGACUACAUYCCYUCCAUCAUCAAACAAGCGUAUUYAAGUCCAGUAACAUGUCUCAUUCCAAGCMAUAGAUGUUUAUCAGCUCCUGGRGGAAGUCUUAUUACGUCAUUUGCAAUUGACGAGGAUCAUUACAACACAUGUGCAUUUAGCUGCGAUAACAAAACGGCAUACCUUGCAUCGAUGACAUCUGAAGGACUUUAUUUUCAGGUAAUUAAUCUACAAACCGGAAAGAUCCAACGGAAGAUGAUGUUGACAGAACCGUUCGAGUUUGUUUACACAUGGUCCAUGAARGGAAGCGAAAAAGACAAAGACAAGCUUCUYGUCAUGGGAUCUAAAUACAUCUUUAUCAUCGACGCAAAGACAGGGAAAGUACUUCAGCAGUUCRACGCACUUGAAGACGAAACUCGAUACGAGCCCAUGCCACCAGUCACKUUUGCUGAAGAUGAAAACCGUGUUGUAGCAAUCACAAACAAAAAUCUCAAGAUCUGGACAAGCAAUGAYGCUGUCUUGCAACACACAAUCGAUAUUGGCCAGAUCAACACAGAUGAGCAAUAUGGCACAAUCGACGCAUACGGCAACAUAGCAGUGUUUUGCCUUCAUAACAGCARAACCAUCAAGGAAGUGGAUGUAAUAUCUGGAAAUAUCAAGCGUGAAAUUCAAGGUUUUCCAGGCACUGGCGAUGACAUAUUUGUCAAGGAAGUGAAAUUACUUUCCAGUGAGAAGGUCCUUGCACUCUCGUCAUCUUUAAAAUCACUUUCCAUCUACAAYCUGCACAAUGGAAGAUGUCUAAAAGAUUUCCAAGGGUUCAYAAUCAAUCCAGGUCUCCAUAGAUUACAGAUAACAGAGAACGGCAGAAAAGCAGUGAAUAUCGUCAUGUAUGAAGUGAUGAUCACUGACUUGGAGUCUGGUGAGAUAACAAGAACACUCAAGAGCAAGACGUUUGGGACCCUUGUCAUCCAUACUGAAUUUUUCACAAGAAAUGGAAGAUUUGCCAUGUCAAUAGGWAACGACAACAUACUGCGUCUGUACGAUUUGAAGGUUGCCGUGGAAGAGGAUAAAGAAGCGGCUGCAAAGUUCCCAUCAAAUCCAGCAUUGCAAGCUAUGCAAGUAGCGUCAGUGGAUAGAGUAACAGGACUUUAUCCAGGAGUUGAUGGUCGGCACGUAAUUGCUAAUGCAACAGUGGAAAUGGCUGCAGAAUUAUCCUUAUGGGAUGUAGUGAGGGGAACCAAAGUUCGGGCMAUCAAAUGUGGAAKGACUCCUCCACCCAUUGAGAUACGAAUGUGUAGUGCUACCCGAGCAGUUGGAUACAUGCACGAUGUCAACUUCUUUCAUUACARGGUCUUCAAUAUCAAAGAAGGAAAAGUGGAACGUUGUCUGAAGGGAAAAGCAUCCAAGCGUACCCCUGCCUUUGGUCGUAUCGAUGACACGCACGUCAUUGGUUUUUCACAAGGAAGACGUAACCUUAAAGUGUGGGACAUCGAUACUGGAAACGUCGUGCAUCRAUACAAGUUUGGCCAAACCCAUCCUCUGGAAGAAAUGCUGAUCAGCAAGAAUGGAAGAAUGGUGGUUUGCGCACAGGUCAGUCAGAUGGCUGAACACMAAGAUAAAACCCUUCCCAUCAUUGUCGUUGACACCAAGACUAGACAGCACAAGCUACUGGAAGUUCCUCAAAGGCAACUCACUUUAACUUUUUCCUGCAUCUCACAAGACGGAAGUUACCUCCUCUGCCUUACCGCAAGCCAUUACAAACCAAGACUUUGGGAUCUGACAAGUGGAAAACUUCUUCAUAAAUUAGAAGAUAAGGAAUAUCCUGUAGCUUAUGCAACCGCGUUCUCUCUACCGCUGCAGCUAGCACUGACUGCACAAAGUGAUGGCAAUAUCAAUGCCUGGGAGAUCGMCAGCGGGAAGAUUUUGCACACUUUCAUCUGUGAAACCGUCGACACCAUCCUAGUAUCUGAAGAUGGCAACAUGGCGUUUUGUCGAUACCGUUACCGUCUUAGUAACAUCGACGGAUGGGACCURCGAAAUGGCACCAAGUUAGCAACAUUCACAUCGGAUUGGAAACCUGAGAGAGUUGAUAUUAUCGGAAACAUCCUUGUGCUUGGGAUGGCAGAAAAUGCUGAUGUGAUGACGUUAAAGGUUCAUACUCCAGGACGAAGUGACGAAUCUUCCGAGCAACAAUCGAUAUUUCAUGGAGUCCCAGUGGAAGGAGUACUGGAACCUUGUCCCGAUUCCCCCUCGGCUGAUGAUAAUGAUGAUGACCAAGAUGAUGAUGGGGAGAAGACAGAUUACCAAAAGGGCGAGUUCACCAGAAAAGCUUUGAAUGCUAGACCUGAUGUGAUCAUAGGAGGCGGAAAUCUUGUCGACUCCAARAAUGUCUUCAUAUCAGAAGCGGUUUUUAAGCAAAAUUUCUGCAGAGAAUGAUAUAUCCAAAAUUUGAACAUUUUUUCCAAUUUAAGUAUUUUCUCAAUAUUCAUUCUGAUGUACUGACAGUACAUGAUAGUUUAUAACUUAUAACACAACGGCUAAUGAUGUUUGCACUAUGUAAGAGUAAAGUAAUAAAUAUUUUUUUAUAUUUUUUAAUAGUUUCAUUAAAGUUUUAUAUCUGUAACUUUUGUACUGCACAUAUAAUGUUAAGCCAUGUAAUAUCCUGCGAGCAGAGGAAUGUAUUUUUUAUUUAUAGUACUAAGAUAAUAUGAAAAUGAAAGGGUAAGGAAUGGCAUUUAUAUGUCUUCGUGAAAAGAAGUAAAGGAAGUUAUUCCACCGAUAUCUCUCUCAAGCAUUAUAAAUCAAAUAGUAAAGAACAAAAAGAAGAGAAUAUAUUUUGGUAUAGCCAAAGAAAGAAGCCCACGAGUUUGCAUAAGAUCUUUUAAAAAGGCGGUUCAAACAAAUCUAUGACUUCAAAAGGGAAACAGCCAUUGCCUCAUCUUGUCAGCAUGCAAGGACAAUUGUAUCAUUUUAGCAAUUAAAUACAAUUGUCACAUAUAGAGUGCUUCUUAACUGUGUCAUAGAGGUUUCGAMAAUCUGAUUUCACCACAAAAUACCUCAAAUAUGAUUUUAACCACUUAAAKUGCACAAUAAGUGCAUUGGUAAAUUUUGUACUUUUUGUUAGCAAACUAUUUAUAAUAUAUUGUACAUGACCACUCUCCCGUUUCUCUACAAAAUCUGAUUCGAUACAUCSUCUUCUACACUUAAUAAGAAACAAGACAUUGAUUAAGUCGUGGGAAGAAAAUAUCGUGAUGUAUGAUAUUAACAGGAAUUCUGUACAAUCACAACAAAGAAAUCAUUUAAUUUCCAURAUAAAGAAUUUUGAAAGAAUUGUAUAUUCAAAACUCCAAAUGCUUCACUCUUCAUAUAUACAGAAGUAUGUACUUCGUAUAACAGUCCAUAUGUCAAAACAAUAAAUCAAUCUCUUCAUAAAGGAGUCUUCAAUGAGGCAUACAUGUUAAUGUUAAAAUCCASCUAUUUUCUAUUUGAAUGAAGCUAAAGAAUGUAAU
Messenger RNA from Exaiptasia diaphana, 6836 nucleotides. RefSeq lists its product as uncharacterized. Gene Ontology annotation, molecular function: protein binding. The transcript is spliced from 7 exons. Bases 292 to 5763 code for a protein of 1823 amino acids. Lineage: Eukaryota; Metazoa; Cnidaria; Anthozoa; Actiniaria; Aiptasiidae. The record is from RefSeq and is a predicted model, not a curated record.